AUGAAGAAGGAGAAAAUAGAAUUGGAUUCUCAGAUAACGUUCGAGAACUUCACCGAACUGUUAAAAAAAGAAGAAUACUUCACGAAGUUGUAUUCUUUAAAAGUGAAACAAAGUGCUUUGGACAUGUUAGAAGAGCACUUGAACAAAGAUCAAUGGCGAAGGUCGAAUUGCUCUUCUUUCACCGAGACCACCUCCAUUGCGUCCACGACUUUGGACUCGAACACUGGCACAACCUCUUGUUAUAUACAGAAAAGGAAGAACGACACCCUCUAUUCAUUAAAUGUGGAAAGUCCAUCUGGUAACGAGACCGUCAAGUUGGAGGUAUACCCGUCCAACAAAAUAUGCGAGCUGCCGAAACAGGAGUGGUGGAGACAUGCAUCGACGAAGGCGAUAUUCACGAUCCCUUCGUGUGUGGAUCCUUUGAAGAUGACUCUGGAUCAAUUACUAGUGCAAGCGGGAAAAUUAAUAAAAAGUCAACCGGGCAACAAAGUCGAAAGAAAGAAAAUAGGUUCCUCGAGUGGUUACGGAAACACCCGUCAAGCCCCUUACUAA
Brassicogethes aeneus is the source of this 552-nucleotide messenger RNA. The record is from the annotation of a GenBank genome assembly. NCBI's taxonomy places the organism in Eukaryota, Metazoa, Arthropoda, Insecta, Coleoptera, Nitidulidae.